UUUAUUUGCAUAUAUUGUAAGUUGUUGAUUCAGAUUUUCACCUAAUUUAAGGGAGGAAAGUUCCCAGCUACUUCUUUGUAUGUUCCCAAGUAGAGCAUAGAACAAGGAAGGAAAUUGCUUGAUGAUGCUUACCAAUUGUUACAUAUAUAAUAAAUUAAGGGGGACAGAGACUUUGAAGUACACAAUUUCUCCAAUAUAUAAUUCAUGAAUAAUUCAAGCUUUCAUUUUAUUAAUCACGGUCAUCUACAUGUUUUAAAAUCUUUCUUCAGCAGUCUAAUUUGACCCACCUACACCUUUUUCACACACUGUUUUGUUCAACAUACAUGUCCAUGACCCAGAAAAAAGAUUGAAGAAAUUCCCUGCAACUUCUUAUCAUGUGCAUUCUCUCUGUAAAUAUUAUAGAGGGGGAGAGAUAUUUGUAGGUAUCAUAAUCACACCGAUAAAUUUUGCAUUCACAAAUUAGCAAGCCUCAAUGGAUGCGAUUGCUGCUGCUGCUUCUUCUUCGCCUCGAUGGAAUUAUGAUGUCUUCUUGAGUUUUAGAGGUGAAGAUACCCGCAAGAACUUUGUGGACCAUCUCUAUGUGGCACUGCAACAGAAAGGAAUUUGCACCUUCAAAGAUGAUGAGAAACUUAAGAGAGGAAAAUCAAUUUCUUUGGAGCUCCUCAAGGCAAUUAAGGAAUCGAAAUUUGCAAUCAUCAUUUUUUCGAAAAACUACGCAUCGUCCACUUGGUGUUUGGAUGAACUCGUACAGAUCAUUGAAUGCAGGAAUAAAGUGGGACAAACAAUUUUGCCAAUUUUCUAUGACGUCGAUCCCUCGCAAGUACGGAAACAAAAGGGAAGUUUUGCAGCAGCAUUUGCCAAACAUGAGGAAAAUUUUGGAGAGGAGGACAAGGAAAAGGUGCAAAAGUGGAGGGCAGCUUUGGUAGAGGCGGCAAAUUUAAGCGGGUGGGAUUUGAACGAUGUAGCAAAUGGGCAUGAGGCGAAAUUUAUCCAAAAAAUUGUUCAAGAGAUUAUAAAAAAAUUGGAACAUAUACCAUUAUAUGUUGCCAAGUAUGAAGUGGGGAUAGAUUCUCGUGUCAACGAAGUGAUUGCUUUGCUAAAUAAUGGGUCAAAGGAUGUGUGCACUGUGGGAAUUUGUGGAACUGGGGGAAUAGGAAAGACAACCAUAGCCAAAGUUGUCUUCAAUCAAAUAUUUCAUCAAUUUGAAAGUUGUUGUUUCCUUAGUGAUGUGAAAGGAGUUUCAGAACAACAGAAUGGUCUAACGGAUCUGCAACAACAACUCUUGAAAGACAUCCUAAUGGAAGAUCUAAAGAUGUCUAAUGUUGACUAUGGGAUCAAUGUGAUAAAGAAAAGAUUUUGUUACAAGAAGGUCCUCGUAGUUGUUGACAAUGUUGAUAGUUCGAAGCAAUUAGAAAGUUUAGCUGGAGCAAAUGAUUGGUUUGGUUUUGGAAGUAGGAUCAUUGUAACAACCAGAAAUGAACGUUUAUUGGUGGAGCAUAAAGUAGAUGAAAUAUACAAGGUUGAGUUGUUGAAUGACGAUGAAGCUCUUCGACUUUUUAGUUGGCAUGCUUUCACUAACAGCCAUCCCUUGGAGGAUUAUUUGGAACUCUCGCGAAGUGUAAUAAAUUAUGCUCAAGGCCUUCCAUUAGCUCUUCAAGUUUUGGGUUCUUUUUUAUUUAAAAGAAGUUUAAAAGAGUGGGAACAUGAAUUGGAUAAUUUGAAAAGAAUUCCUAAUAAAAAAAUUCAUAAUGUUCUUAAGAUAAGUUUUGAUGGCCUUGAUGAUACAGAGAAGGAUUUAUUCCUUGACAUUGCUUGUUUCUUCAAAGGAUAUGAUGAAGACUAUGUAAUAGAUAUAUUGGGUAGUAAUGGGUUUUACCCACGAAUUCCAAUUCUUAUUGAACGGUCAUUGAUAACUAUCUCAUCAUACAACAAGCUGCACAUGCAUGACUUGUUACAAGAAAUGGGUAAGGAAAUUGUUCGUCAAGAAUCACCUGAUGAUCCUGGCAAACGAAGUAGGUUGUGGUUUUAUAAAGAUAUCUAUAAAGUGUUCAGAGAGAAAACGGUACGUUCUAACUCCAUAGAAGUUUAUUUGCAAUUUUGAUAUUCAAGUUUUGAAAAAGAAAAAGAAAAAAAAAAGGUUUAAUUGCUGCAUCUAAUUUUUUCCAUCUAAACAGUUGUAAACUUCGAUAAUUUUAAUGUUUUAACACUGCAUGGUAACUUACACAAUGUU
Cornus florida is the source of this 2230-nucleotide messenger RNA. RefSeq names its product disease resistance protein Roq1-like. The record is from RefSeq and is a predicted model, not a curated record. The coding region runs from base 473 to 2101 and encodes 542 amino acids. NCBI's taxonomy places the organism in Eukaryota, Viridiplantae, Streptophyta, Magnoliopsida, Cornales, Cornaceae. The transcript has 2 exons. Gene Ontology annotation, biological process: signal transduction; defense response. Gene Ontology annotation, molecular function: ADP binding.